UUAACGUUUAGAGUUCUCACGGGGAUGUUUAUGUCCGCGUGCGUUGUUGUUGGCACAGCUUGUUGCUGCGUGUUUUCUUUGAUGUUUUUUACAAUGUUUGUGCAGUUGCUGAACGCAUGGCGCUGCUUCGUAAAAGUUUGAGACACUGACUGGACUGCCAAGGGGGCGUCGAGAUGAGACUGCCCUCGACCCGCCCUUAUUCACUCUCAGAAAAAGCUGAUGUUGCGUCUUUCUUUCUCAUUGUUGCACUCGAGUUCGCUUUAUUUCGCGGCUGUGUGAAAUCGCCCAGGUUGAACUUUUGUCCUACGGAUAUUGAAAGUAUAUUUUUACGUAACGUAUUUCUGGAUUUGAUUUGUACAGUUCUAGUUUGGCGGUGCACGGAACUUGGUUUGGAUAAUAGCCUACUACUUUACGCAUCGCAAGACGACUAACUUGUUAUUGUUUGCGCAUAAAUUAGACGUGCCUGAAAGGCUCCGAGAACCUACUACUUCCUUUACCUUGACCUAAAUGAGGUAUGGAAUUAAUCAAAGGACGACGACUGCAAAAAAGCCACAAUGUAUAAAAACCCUCGACCACUUUUGGAUUAUAGAUGCGCCAAGAAGAAUACAAUUCGGCGUCGUGCUCUCAAGCCCAAUAGACAAGACCUGGGAUGGAUUGGCGUUUGUUUACGAACAUUUUUGCUUUGGCAAUUACUUGGACUUUCUCGAGGUGCGAGUGUGUCUGCGCCCAAAGUGGAACACGAGGGGCUUUGUCCCAACAAACUCAACACAAAUCUCUGGGUUGACGCGCAAAGCACCUGCGAGAGAGAAUGCGACGUCGAUGAGGACUGUGCCGACUUUGAGAAAUGCUGCACCAACGUAUGCGGCCUGAACAGUUGCGUCGCUGCCCGAUUCUCUGAUGGCACCACCGCUCAGCCUGGCGACCUCGGAAGAGGGAAAGGCGCCGCCGCUCCGGUCUCCACGGCAACCUGCGAUGAAUUUAUCUGCAGCCAACAGGGAGCCACCUGUGACAUCUGGGACGGCCAGCCCAUCUGCAAGUGUCGGGACCGCUGCGAGAAAGAGCCGAACUUUACCUGCGCGUCGGAUGGCCUGACGUAUUUCAACCGCUGCUACAUGGAUGCGGAGGCCUGCAUCCGGGGGGUGACCCUGACCGUGGUCACCUGCCGAUUCUACCUCGCAGGACCCCACACCAGCCCGCCGCCUCAGGACACGACCGCUUAUCCGACCCCAACGUCCUCUCAAGAGGACCCCAUGCCACCCACGCUGUACUCCAACCCUCGCCACCAGUCCAUCUACGUUGGAGGCACCGUCAGCUUCCACUGUGAUGUCAUAGGCAUCCCCAGACCUGAUGUAACCUGGGAAAAACAAAGCGAGCGGCGCGAGAAGCUCGUCAUGAGGCCGGAUCAAAUGUACGGCAAUGUGGUGAUCACCAACAUUGGACAGCUUGUCAUCUACAACGCCCAGGUGUGGGAUACGGGCAUCUACACUUGCAUCGCACGCAAUUCCGCAGGGGUUCUCCGUGCCGACUAUCCUCUAUCAGUCGUCCGUCGGGCCGAUGACGACUUCUCAGAGGAUCCGGAGAUGCCCAUGGGAAGGCCCUUCUCACCGGCGGACUGCCUGGCUGAUGUGGACACGAGAGUGUGCAGCGGCGAGCGCCACGUCGAUUGGUACUACGACAGCAAGCUGGGCUCCUGCACGGCCUUCAGCAAUGGCGGGUGCGAGGAUAGCCGCAACCGAUUUGAGACCUAUGAGGAGUGUAAGGCGUCCUGCCAAAGAGAGGGGGUCGGGAUCUGCUCCCUACCUUUGGUCCAGGGCCCCUGCAAAGCUUGGGAAGUGCGUUGGGCUUGGAAUUCUGUCAUUAAACGGUGCCAAGCGUUCGCCUACGGCGGUUGCCACGGGAACGCUAACAGCUUUGGCACGCUAAAGGAGUGUGAAGCAAACUGCCCAACACCAAAAAAGAAACCUUGCAAGACAUGUCGGCUGAAGGGGAAAAUGGUACCCAGUUUAUGUCGCAGCGACUUUGCCAUUGUGGGGCGGCUGACGGAGCUCGUCGAGGAUCUGGACUCGGGAUUGGCCCGCUUUAGCUUGGAAGAGGUUCUUCGAGAUGAAAAGAUGGGCUUGACUUUCUUCAACACCAAACACCUUGAGGUGACCAUUGACAAGAUAGACUGGAGUUGUCCCUGCCCAAACAUCACCGUGGAGGAAAACCCUCUGUUGGUGAUGGGGGUGGUGCAGGACGGCAUGGCCAUCAUCCAGUCAGACAGUUACGUCAGAGCAAUAACCGAUCGCAGACUUAAGAAGCUCCGUGAGGUUCUGGUUAAAAAGACCUGCCAGACAUUGUAAAACUCCCCGAGACUUGCCAUUGCACAGAUGGUUGAAGGAACAAAUGGCACUGUGAAACAUUUAUCACCAAAGUGGAAAUUGGCCCAACAAAAAUGAUACCAGUUUUCACAGGAGCACUUCUGGCAUUUAGCGCUACUUAAACAAAUGUAUAUUCCACGUGUGUUUUGUGGUGUUAUUCUGGUGGUGGUGGGGGGGGGGGGGUUCUUUUGAUUUUAAUAAUCAAAGUCAAUUAUUCUUGAGAGGCGGCCCGGUAGUCC
Hippocampus zosterae (dwarf seahorse) is the source of this 2599-nucleotide messenger RNA. It is a transcript of the gene wfikkn1, whose product is annotated as WAP, follistatin/kazal, immunoglobulin, kunitz and netrin domain containing 1. Gene Ontology annotation, molecular function: protein binding; serine-type endopeptidase inhibitor activity. Gene Ontology annotation, cellular component: extracellular region. The record is from RefSeq and is a predicted model, not a curated record. NCBI's taxonomy places the organism in Eukaryota, Metazoa, Chordata, Actinopteri, Syngnathiformes, Syngnathidae. The transcript has 2 exons. Bases 555 to 2342 code for a protein of 595 amino acids.